Molecule: messenger RNA, 228 nt
Organism: Oppiella nova
Lineage: Eukaryota; Metazoa; Arthropoda; Arachnida; Sarcoptiformes; Oppiidae
Source: the annotation of a GenBank genome assembly
AUGUAUUCGUGUGUAAAGGAUACCUCUUUGGGAACACUUAUCGAUAAAUUGGGACAAUAUUUAAGUGAUGUCAUGAAUUCAGCGAUGGAUCUAAUUUUAAAACAUAAGAAUCGGUUGGUUUUGGGCGAUAGAGUUGAGUGUGUUUUCUGGGACUUUGAUCACAAGAAGUGGUCAUCAGAUGGAUGUCAUGAAUGGAUAGAAAAGAAUGCUUGGAAGUUUGUGAAGUAA